AUGGCUCCCAAGCCUCCGCCACCUCCUGGCCCGCCGCCACCACCUGGACCACCUCCACCACCAAUUUUUGGAGGAAGUUCCAAAGGCGGCUCAUCAGACGACAGAAACGCUUUGUUGAGUUCUAUACGGCAGGGGGCGAAAUUGAAAAAGACAGUAACAGUGGACAAAAGUGGUCCCUACAUACCAGGGAAAGUGUCGAAUGUAUCAAAUAGUGCAUCUCCUGUUGGGAAUGGAGUCAGGAGUGGUGCCCCAAUGCAGAAUGGGGGAGGAGCGCCUCCAAGCCUGGGAGGAUUGUUUGCUGGUGGAAUGCCAAAGCUGAGAUCAACUGGUAAAUUUGGAGGAACCACACCAAAUGGCCAAGUCAAGACUGAUGCACCCCGGUUCCCGCCCCCGCAGCAGCCACAGCAACCGCCAAAAUUCUCUCCAGAAAAGACCAGGGCAGCCAUGCCGACGCCUUCUGGGAACGUGGGGGCUUUGAGCGCAGCUCUCUCAGAGGCUUUAGCUGGUCGGGAUAGAGAGAGCCCUAGAGAACAACCUACGAGAGAGUACGCCAGGGAGACCCAAAGGGAGCACCCUAAAGAACCCCCUCCGGCGCGACCGGCGAUCCGACGGCAGCCCAGCGACAUCCGAGUCAGAGGGCCUCCCCCACAGCCACCUGUACAGAAACCAGCAAUGCCUUUGAGUUCCUCCGACUCGGUGCUGACGACCGGCUCGAUAUCGGAGCGCAUCAGCAGUCUCCAGCAGCAGAAUGCCGACCACGCGCUGCCUGCGCACAUCGCCUCCACACUCCACAGGAACAAGAGUUCCUUGCACUCCCAAGGACAGAGCUCGCUUGGCGGUAGUAUGACCUCGCUCGCAUCAGCGCCGGCCACUCCGACGCCCUCGUCGUCUCUCUCCACGUCUGACUUGUCGGAGCGACCGCGAGUCAGUCACGGCAAGCCUAACUUGGCACCGAAGCCGCCCACGAUGGCCGACACCAGGCCGUCGCCGCCGCCCAAGAAACUCAUCGUCAACGGCAAGAUAGCGGCGAGGGCGCAGAGUAUGAGGGUGCCGAGAUCACCGCCGGUGUCCCCGCCGUCCCCGCAGACGGGUAACGGUCGCCCGCUGCAGCUGCCCCCGGCGCCAGCCAAUCCCCCCAUCGGCACCAAGAAUCCAGCUUCACAUUUCGGUACAUUACGAGCGCCGCGCGGGCUGCGCCCCCCGGGCGUGUGCCCGCCCCCUCCCCCGGGCGGCCCGCCCCCGCCGCCGCCCCCCGCGCGCCUCGCCUCCCUCGCCGCGCCGCCCCCGCCGCCGCCCCCGCCGCCCCACAACCGGCAGAACAGUAUGAACGGCGAGGAACCGAACGCGCCCGCGCCGCCUGUACGCGGCUCAUCGAUGCGCCCCUCCGACCUAGAAGCGAGAUUCGCGGAGCUAUUCCACUCGCCGGCCAAGUUCCCGCCGCCGGACCGUUUCCAGCGCAUCACUAAAGGGUACAGCAGCGCCGCAGUCGCCGGGAACAAAGCGCAGGCGCCUCCGCCGCCGCCGCUCCGGCGAGAGAGGGGGGCCGUCGCCCCCCCCCGUCACCGCCCGCGCGCCCCCCGCUGCCCCCGCGCCCCCCUCGGCCCGCACCCCUCACCUCGCCCCAGAUUCCCAUCCCGCGCACGCCCUCCUUUCCGUUGCCCACGCCCUGCUCUGCCCCGCUGGCACCAUCGCCAAUCCGGCCGUCGUCCGCCGCCCCGAACCAGAUCCCGACCUGGAUCCUGGUCGCCUGCCCAUAGACGACCUCACGAUACCCACCGGCGAGGUCAGCGACCUCAGAGAUGUCGUCGACGCUAUCAACCGCCUCUGCGAUACGAUGAAGACGUCGUACGAGGAUCCCGAAGACGACUGUGAAAACGAGGCAGUCUCCGAAAGUGUAGGAUCUAUGAUUGGAUCGGAUUCUUUUGAAUCCGGUCUUACCGUUCGUAGCGAAGUUCGUAUGUUCAGCGACUGUGUCAUUACUCCCGGCGAAGAAAUCGUGUUUCGCGAAGAUGUAUCGGUCUCUUGGGAUAACACUGUUUCCGGCGAGGCUACGGUAUGCGAAGAUGGGGCCGUGUUUCAUGAGGCGGAAAGCUUGCCUUCGGAAGAACCGAGCGCCUUCGGAGAAGUCUUCGCCAGAUGUAAACCACAGCCGAGAUUGAAUACGCGCGAGGACGCAGUGUCGCUUCUCGACGAACUCAAUCACGACAGAACGCAGGCGGCGUCAUUCUACGAGCUUGUGAGUCCCGAAGCAACAUUUAGGACGAUCGAGGUGAUAAAUCGCGGACAAAACUGGAGUGAUUCGCUAGUUUCACUUCCUGUUGAGUCUUACGAACCAGUAAGCGAGAUGUACUACACGGCUUCUUCCGAAGUGUCUCUGCUUUCCGAUACUGAGGUUCCGUUGUGUACAGAGAAAACCGGGGAUGGUUCCUUAGACAGUAAAGAAUCAUCGGACGAAAGAAAAGACUGCGUGAUCGCUGGCCACGUGGCUGCAAUGAGAGAACGUUUCGAAAGCAUGACCCGAACCAACACGCCUUGCCCCGAUAUGAUGCGGUCGACAUCGCCUUCCCUCGACGUCUUCAGAAAUAUCACCCCUUCACCUGACCGUUUAGGGUAGUCGAAAUAUUAGUACUACUUAGAGUAUGUAUAGUCUAUAAAAAGGCACUGGCGAAAACCUUAACAUUUUAUAUAUACCGUACCUCCUAUGAAGUGUUCAGUAUUCGUAAUGCGUAUUCAAUGUUUGCUAGUCUUCGUGUAUGACAUCUUUCGACGAGAUAUAAACGUGCCAAGGUGGUUGACACUUAGCUAAAGGGUUGUGAUAUGAUUUUGUAGCUUCAUCAUAAUGUAAUUUAUUGAACAGGUACAUAUCGUAAAAUAUUGCCUAGUUUUAGUUGUUAAUUUAGUAAGAAACUUUGCUAUUGUAACAUGAAUAUAAAUGAUUAUUCUCUACAAAAUUACCUAAGUAGUGAUUGUGAAAGCUCAAGAUUUGUAGUUAACGAAAUAGAAUUGAUGAACGAGUAAACGAAGCGUUCGAAAAAUCUUAUUCUUAUAUCCCUAGUAAAAGAAAGGCUGUUCUAAGCAAAUCUUCCAAUAACCUAUGAAUCAUCAACUUCGUUUCACGCGUGUGGUCUCUAGUAUGCCACAAAGGGCAUACAUACUUAGAUAGACUGUUAAACACAAUAUCCUCGCUGCGUUUCGCUUGCGUGCGCAGUUAGGGUAGAAAAUAAAAACAUGAUAGGGUCAUCCUUCCAGGACAGGUUCUUAUGAACGGCCUCAAAACAAAUCACUUGUACCUUUAUUCUGACCAAGUAGAGUAUUAUUAUAAUCUACAGAUUACAUUUAAUAACUUUGACUAUAUUUUAGGCUUGUAAAGGAAUUUAAGGGACGCCAAUUUUUAUUAAUUUGUAUUUAGUUAAAUUAGCAAGUUGUGAUGUGAUAAUGAUUUAAAUGGGUUUUAUUGACUUUUUCUAUCACAAAAAAACAAAAUAUUUUUUUUUUCUUAAGACAAAUAUUAUAUUAUCUAAUUGUUUGCUGGUUCUGCUUUAUUUUCGUUGGUGCGUCACAAUCAACGUUAGGCCAUAUUUUAGUAUCAUUAAGUGUUGCCAUAAUUUAAUGAGGUUUAAUUGUUGCCAGAUUAAAUUUAUCUGCCAUAUUAUUGUUUCAUCUAAAAUUGUUUGUUGUGAUUUUUUUUGCCAAAAUACUUAUUUGGAUUUACAAUUUAUUCAUGCAGUGAUACUAGAUAAUCUGUUAAGCCUGUUGUAUUUAAUGUACUUAAAUGUAAGGGUUUGGUAUCAUGGAUAGUUUCUUAUAGUUUUAGUGAUAGUUGUCAUGUAUUAUAAUCGUGUUAUGUGUACAGACGAGACCUUUUUAUUAUUGUAUUGUAAUAAUUCAAUAUAUGGGCUUUAUUAAUAAAUCAAGUGUUAUUCUUGAAUUCAUUAAAUAGAGCAAAAAUCUAUGUUUUACCGUAACAGAUUAUUAAUUUUCCUG
Messenger RNA from Chilo suppressalis (striped riceborer), 3984 nucleotides. The record is from the annotation of a GenBank genome assembly. NCBI's taxonomy places the organism in Eukaryota, Metazoa, Arthropoda, Insecta, Lepidoptera, Crambidae.